UGUCCAUGAGCUCGCCUUCCCCGUUCGCUAGAAGCACGUUCGAUGACUCCACUCGAUUAUCCCAUCGAGCCCAAACGAUUGAAGAAAUGUACAGUGUCCCCGAGAGUUUCUUGGAGAUAGAAGUGCGGAACCCCCAAACCCAUGGCUACGGACGGAAAAUGUUCACUGACUACGAGAUCGUCUGCAGAACCAACAUUCCCGCAUUCAAACUUCGACACUCCAGCGUUCGUCGCAGGUAUAGCGACUUUGAAGCCUUCCGUGAUAUCCUCGAGCGCGAAUCAACCCGUGUCAACAUACCCCCACUUCCCGGAAAAGUUUUUACCAACCGCUUCUCCGAUGAGGUCAUCGAGACACGGCGCGAAGGCCUAGAGAGGUUCUUGAGCAUCGUUGCUGGACACCCACUUCUGCAGACUGGCAGCAAAGUGCUUUGUGCUUUCAUACAGGAUCCUGCUUGGUCUGCCAAUGAGUGGUCCUAGAUUAUUCCCGUCUUGCCGUCUAUAUCUGUUGGAUGGUGCCUCCUGUAUUCCAGAUUCCUCCGUAUUUUGGCGACUGUUGAUUUUCCUCACCACCCUGACUCUGAAGCUUGACUUUGUAGAUAUACUCUCCUAAAUUUAUGGCAUUUACUGGACCUCCGCAGCGUCAUACCAGGAGUCUAAACAGCAG
Cantharellus anzutake is the source of this 663-nucleotide messenger RNA. RefSeq names its product Phox homologous domain-containing protein. Bases 6 to 476 code for a protein of 156 amino acids. Gene Ontology annotation, molecular function: phosphatidylinositol-3-phosphate binding. The record is from RefSeq and is a predicted model, not a curated record. Gene Ontology annotation, biological process: endocytic recycling; late endosome to Golgi transport. The transcript is spliced from 6 exons. Gene Ontology annotation, cellular component: retromer complex; early endosome membrane. NCBI's taxonomy places the organism in Eukaryota, Fungi, Basidiomycota, Agaricomycetes, Cantharellales, Hydnaceae.